GAUAAGAAAUGGAAUGGGGCUCCUCAAGUUAUCAUCACCAGUCUUGAAGCACGCUUUGGCUCUAGUCCCGCUCAGAUGUCAAACUGGUUUAUCAAUGGCGCUUGGAUUUAUGUUUCUCCCCGUCGUGGUCCACCUGACAGAGAGUUCGUUUGGUUAGGGUUCUAUUCGGCAAGUGAACUGCUUAAAUCUCCAUUUACUUUGAUAAUAGCGAAAGAUCUUGAUUUAAGCUCUCUUCAAGAUGCGAUCGGAAAUGGUUUUGUUAUCUUUGCGGAUGAACGUCUAAAAGUGUCGUUGUCAGAAGUGGCCACAUUGAUGGAGUACGCUCGAAGGAACCCUUUGCGACUCAUUGGUGUCCAUGGAGUUGAAUUCGACUGGCAAAAAGGACGUAUCGAUGUGGGAAGGGUCUACAAUGCCUUAUUUUUCUCUCUUGUAAUAUUUCACAGCCAGUAUUUAAGUGAAAACAUCUCGCCCAUACCUCUUGUUCUGUGGAAUGAGUGCUUCCCUGCCGUGCUUAACGUCGUCAUUACUGAACGGUCAAUGUUGCCACCUAUGGUGAUCGGUGAACGAGGACCAGAAUUUUGGAUGAAGCUUGAUGCUGAUACAGCAUGCUUGCGGAAGGUGCCAGGUAGUGAGUUGGUACUACUUAUAUCAAAUACUGCUCUACGUUUUGUGAUGAUUGUUUCAAGCGGCAUGGGAAAGCUCGACCAAACAUCACAUCGGUUUCACUGGAACAACUUAAACCCCAGUGAUUGCGUUCUCACUACCGGCGCUGGCAUCGGCGUUAGCCUGCGAGCGAUAUACGGCUGGCCGAUGGCACAUUGA
Haemonchus placei is the source of this 822-nucleotide messenger RNA. The record is from the annotation of a GenBank genome assembly. NCBI's taxonomy places the organism in Eukaryota, Metazoa, Nematoda, Chromadorea, Rhabditida, Trichostrongylidae.